This is a messenger RNA of Choloepus didactylus (southern two-toed sloth), 993 nucleotides long. RefSeq names its product olfactory receptor 11H6. Gene Ontology annotation, molecular function: olfactory receptor activity; G protein-coupled receptor activity. Bases 1 to 993 code for a protein of 330 amino acids. The transcript has a single exon. Gene Ontology annotation, cellular component: membrane. Lineage: Eukaryota; Metazoa; Chordata; Mammalia; Pilosa; Megalonychidae. The record is from RefSeq and is a predicted model, not a curated record. Gene Ontology annotation, biological process: G protein-coupled receptor signaling pathway.
AUGUUUUUUAUUAUUCAUUCCUUGGUCACUUUUGUUCCUCAAAUAGCUUUGGGAACCCAGAACAGAACAAUGCAUGUUGUGACUGAGUUUGUCCUCCUGGGCUUCCCUGGUCAAAGAAAGAAGCAGAAUGUCCUCUUCUCAUUAAUCCUGAUGGUCUAUCUCCUGACCCUGCUGGGGAAUGGAGCUAUUGUCUGUGCAGUGAAAUGGGACAAGCGUCUCCAUAAGCCCAUGUACAUCCUCUUGGGAAACUUUGCCUUCCUAGAGAUCUGGUAUGCUUCCUCUUCUGUUCCAAACAUGCUGGUCAACAUCCUCUCUGAGACCAAGACCAUCUCCUUCUCUGGCUGCUUCACUCAGUUCUACUUCUUCUUCUCUCUGGGUACAACUGAGAGUUUCUUCUUAUCAGUAAUGGCCUAUGACCGGUACUUAGCCAUCUGCCGCCCACUUCACUACCCCUCCAUCAUGACUGGAAAGUUCUGUGUGAUCCUGGUCUGUGUUUGCUGGGUGAGUGGAUUUCUCUGCUAUCCAGUCCCUAUUGUCCUUAUCUCCCAACUUCCCUUCUGUGGACCCAACAUUAUUGACCAUAUCGUGUGUGACCCAGGCCCAUUGUUUGCACUGGCCUGCAUCCAUGCUCCUUCCACUGAGCUUCUCUGUUACACCCUCAACUCCAUGAUUAUCUUUGGGCCCUUCGUCUUCAUCUUGGGAUCUUAUGCUGUGGUUCUCAGAGCUGUGCUUCAUAUUCCCUCUCAUGCUGGUCGAACUAAAGCUUUCUCCACAUGUGGGUCUCACCUAAUGGUGGUGUCACUUUUCUAUGGAACCCUUAUGGUGAUGUAUGUGAGCCCAUCAUCAGGGAACCCAGCAGGGAUGCAGAAGAUCGUCACUUUGAUAUACUCAGCCAUGACUCCACUCUUAAAUCCCCUUAUCUACAGUCUACGAAACAAGGACAUGAAAGAUGCCCUAAAGAAAGUUUUAGGAUUAAAAAUUAGCCAAAACUGA